Messenger RNA from Triplophysa dalaica, 787 nucleotides. RefSeq names its product transmembrane protein 196b (gene tmem196b). The record is from RefSeq and is a predicted model, not a curated record. Lineage: Eukaryota; Metazoa; Chordata; Actinopteri; Cypriniformes; Nemacheilidae.
AUGCUGGCUUCACACUUUAGAGGCACAAACAGGUUCCUUAUCUGUGGAGCCUGUGGGAUAUUGUGUGCCAAGAAGAGAACUGGAUUAACAAUGGUCCUGUUUUCAGCCUGCUGUAUCUGUGCACUUAUCGGGGGAAUUCUCAGUCAAUUUCUGCGAGUGAUGGUGAAGCGGGUAAAGAAUCUGCAUUCUCUGCAUCUCGUCUUCCUCUACCUGGCCGCCCUGGGCAUCUUGGGCUGCACCCACUCCACCUGGCAGAUUUGCAGGCGCAGGUGUGAAGAGAAGAGAAUGUUUCUGGAAAGAGAUUUGUCCUUGCAUCAUUCAUUGGAGAUGAAUGAGAAGAUGAAGUCGCCGUGUGGUAGUCCCGUUGGCUCAGUUUAGAAAUGUUUAUUGUAAGUGCGUUCAUUGUGUUUAUUGUUAUGCACCUUGAGUCGGAUGUAGAAUGAAUCUGCUUAGUCAUGCUGGCUCAGGUCAAUGUUUUAUGUCAAUGUUAUGUAAAACAAAUCCUGUAAUGAUGAGCCAUUUGUGUUUGUGGUGUAAGUUUAAAGUUAGGUAAUGGUAUAGUGGUGAAGACAGCCUUCUUCAUUGUGACCAAGGAUUUUGUGAUUUUUUCAUUCAGGUGGAUUAACAUUUUCUAGCUGGGAUUACCUUUUUUUGUACGUCCUUAGGGUAGCAGACUUUGAGUGGCUCCUCGUGCCACUCAAAACACCACCUCAUUGCCAAAAUGCUCCCAACCUUUGUAACUGACGACAAACAACCACGUCAAUGAAACGGUGAAUAACAUCUGAAA